AUGCCCUCCCGCUGCAGGAACACGCUGAACAUCGUGGUGACCACCCUGUUCGCUGCGGUGGUCCUCUUCACCAUCCUGCUGGCCUACGUCACAGGAUACCAGUUCAUCCACACCGAGCAGCACCACCUUUCCUUCGGCCUGUACGGCGCCUUCCUCUCCCUCCACCUCUUCCUCCAGAGCCUCUUCGCCUUCCUGGAGCACCGGAGGAUGAGGAGCCCGGCCCGGCCUCAGCACCUGCGGCGCUCGGUGGCGCUCUGCAUCGCCGCCUUCCAGGAGGACCCGGACUACCUGAGGAAGUGCCUGCGCAGCGUCCGGAGGAUCUCCUUCCCCGGCCUGAAGGUGGUGCUGGUGGUGGACGGGAACCGGCCCGAGGACAGAUACAUGAUGGACAUUUUCCAGGAGGUGAUGGGGGGGGCGGACCAGGCGGGCAGCUUGGUGUGGAAGGGCAACUACCACAGCGAUGGCAGCGGAGGAGGAGGAGUCAGCAGCGGCGGGGGGAGGAGCACGGUGCACAUGGAGGAGGCGGCUCGGGUCGCUCGGCUGGUCAGAGGCUGCAGGUACUCCUGCGUCAUGCAGGAGUGGGGGGGGAAACGAGAGGUCAUGUACACGGCCUUCAAAGCGCUGGGAGACAGUGUGGACUACAUGCAGGUGUGUGACUCGGACACAGUCUUGGAUCCAGCAUGUACCAUCGAGAUGCUGAAGAUCCUGGAGGAAGAUGCGAUGGUGGGAGGAGUCGGUGGAGACGUGCAGAUCCUCAACAAGUACGACUCGUGGAUCUCCUUCCUCAGCAGCGUGCGCUACUGGAUGGCGUUCAACAUCGAGCGCGCCUGCCAGUCCUACUUCGGGUGCGUCCAGUGCAUCAGCGGCCCCCUGGGGAUGUACAGGAACUCUCUGCUCCAGCGCUUCCUGGAGCCCUGGUACCACCAGACCUUCCUCGGCUCCAAGUGCAGCUUCGGCGACGACCGCCACCUCACCAACCGGGUGCUGAGCUUCGGCUACAAGACCAAGUUCACGGCGCGCUCGCAGUGCCAGACGGAGACGCCCACUCAGUACCUGCGCUGGCUCAACCAGCAGACCCGAUGGAGCAAGUCCUACUUCCGCGAGUGGCUCUACAACGCCCUGUGGUUCCACAAGCACAGCCUCUGGAUGACCUACGAGUCCGUGGUCACCGGCUUCUUCCCCUUCUUCCUGGUCGCCACCGUCAUCCACCUCUUCUACCGCGGGCGGCUCUGGAACAUCCUGCUCUUCCUGCUGACGGUGCAGCUGGUUGGGAUGGUGAAGGCCACCUACGCCUGCUUCCUGCGCGGCAGCCUGGUCAUGAUCUUCAUGUCGCUCUACUCUCUGGUCUACAUGUCCAGCUUGCUCCCUGCCAAAAUAUUCGCCCUGCUCACCAUCAACAAGGCGGGCUGGGGCACCUCGGGCCGCCGGAAGAUCGUGGUCAACCUGAUCGGCGCCGUGCCCGUCACCGUGUGGGCGCUGGUGCUGCUCGGGGGGGUGGCGUACACCGUCUACUGCGAAACCCAGGAGCCGUUCAGUGAGACGGAGAAAGCCUUGUUGAUCACAGGGACGAUACUCUACGCCUGCUACUGGGUGGUUCUGCUGGUGCUCUACCUCGCCAUCGUGGCCAAGCGCUGCAACAAGAGGGAGGAGCAGUAUCACCUCGCGUACGCCGAGGCGUAAACCCUUCACCGGAGAGACUGGUGGGACCAGGAGUCACUGCAGU
Molecule: messenger RNA, 1723 nt
Organism: Limanda limanda (common dab)
Lineage: Eukaryota; Metazoa; Chordata; Actinopteri; Pleuronectiformes; Pleuronectidae
Gene: has3
Product: hyaluronan synthase 3
Exons: 4
Coding region: 1-1680 (559 amino acids)
Biological process (GO): hyaluronan biosynthetic process; extracellular matrix assembly
Molecular function (GO): hyaluronan synthase activity
Source: RefSeq, a predicted model, not a curated record